UGGGAAAUCAGAUGUGAAGUGAGCUGGGUUUAUAAAAGGCGAGGUGGUUCAUCGAGUGACGGGUUAAAAAAAAUAACCGAGCUAUUUGUGGCCUGCCGGUUUGCACAUCAGAUACAGACGAACCAGCAUGGAAGCGCUUCUUUUUCUAUUUCCUCAAUUCAACUACAUGGCCCCAAAGGAGGAAGUGUAUUUCAAAAUUCUUGGUCCAGAAGACUUGCAGGCACCAACGAUGAAGGACGAUAGUAGCAGACAGAAAGACAAGGAGAGGAAGAGCCGACUAAGCCUUUUUCUCACUAAGUCGGGCUCUCAUGAAAACGUCAGUCCCAAUAAAAAGACAAAUACCACCACCAACAUCUCACCAGAAACAGCUUUGCAAUGGAGCGACUCCUUUGAAGAAUUGCUGAAGCACUCAGAUGGUGUGGAAAGCUUUUCUCAGUUCCUCAGGACAGAGUUCAGUGAGGAAAACAUUGAGUUCUGGCUGGCCUGUGAAGAAUACAAGACCAUUGAUUCAGACACCAAGCUGCUGUCCAAAGCCAGAUGUAUUUAUACGGUUUAUAUUGAUUCAGAUGCCCCUAAAGAGAUCAACAUUGACUACAACACCAAGGCAGACAUUCAGAAGGUCAUAGCAAAGCCCACAAAGAGCUGUUUCGAAGCAGCGCAGCUGAUAGUCUACAACCUGAUGAAAAAAGACUCCUACCCCAGGUUCCUCCACUCUGACAUUUAUCUGCGUCUCACCAGGAGGAAAGGCCCAGGGACCAACAUGUUUCGCAGGCGGUCACGCUCCUGUGUAUUCAACGACAGGGGCGAGGCCACGACUGAACCUUCGGCCUGGUAGUGGAAUGGUGACGUCUGCUGGAGUGGUCGGAUACUCAGAUCGUUACAUAGGAGGCAAUCCGUGAUUAGCAAGCACAACUGUGGAAAUGCAAUGUGUCGUUUGAGGCUUGUAAUUCACAGGUUCGAUCUGAGUGGUAUUUUUUCUUUUGUAACCACUUACAUAAUACUGUGGCAGCUUUCCAAUUAUAAAACAUUUAAAGAAAUUGUUCUAAAUCUUGGGGAAUACGCUUAUUUGCUUUCAUGCGAAAAGUAAAUUGAGAGGCUUGAUAGCACUCGCCUACGACACAGCUUCUUCUUCACACCAUGGCUAGAAAGAGCACACAUUUAUUUCCCCAGAGAUCUAACUUGAAGUACUAUACUACACAGCUGGAUAACAGCUGACACCAGUAGCCUUUUCGGACAAAAGAGUACGUUUAGACAUGUUGUUUUUUUAGGCCACUACGUCACAGCAGUGUGGUCAUUUGACCAUAACGGACCCGCUCUGGCCAAUCAGAAUUGAUGUAUUGGAAAGAGUAUUCACUUUGCACACGUGGAAGAAUCUAACCAUCCUGCUCCUCUGGGGCACUGCACGGCCUGUGGAUUUAACCGCUACUGAUGAUUUUAAGAUUUACUAAAAUCUUGCAAAACUCAAAUAUCAGGUUCAGGACCACAUCUCGGCUGAAGUGCCUUCAUGCUACUGCCAGUAUCCAUCCAGUCGACAUGCAGCCGCACUGCAGCCACUCUCCUGACUUCAGACUCAUUACACUUCAAUUGCUUUCUGUUUCAGCCCAGCAAUAGCACCUUAUACAACUUUAAUGCAGUUGAUAUGGCACACAGGCUAAUUUGAACGUAACUCAUUAAAACAGGCUCAUAAUUUUAGGCCUUGCGUUGUCCAACCCCCUCCAGGCGAACUUCUCCAGGCGAACUUGCAGAGAAACCUCACAGCCAUGUUGACUGCGAAGCACAUACACUUUUUAAUAGGGGAUGUAUAUCUCUCAUUUCUGUUUCCAUUUACAGACAGAAAAUGCAUUUAUCUUAUUUGAAUACUAAUAUGACCAUUAUAAUAAAUAAAAUUGUUUUUUCUUUCCUUUUUCUUUCAUCUACUAUAAUUUAUGUAUUACUGUGCUCUUAUGUGUUGCCUUGCUGUUGUAAAAUGUACAUACCAAAUUCAAAUAAACACUUUGUUUAUA
Messenger RNA from Pungitius pungitius (ninespine stickleback), 2003 nucleotides. It is a transcript of the gene rgs18, whose product is annotated as regulator of G protein signaling 18. Lineage: Eukaryota; Metazoa; Chordata; Actinopteri; Perciformes; Gasterosteidae. The record is from RefSeq and is a predicted model, not a curated record. The transcript has 5 exons. Bases 128 to 835 code for a protein of 235 amino acids.